This is a messenger RNA of Parasteatoda tepidariorum (common house spider), 456 nucleotides long. Its product is annotated as dickkopf-related protein 3. Lineage: Eukaryota; Metazoa; Arthropoda; Arachnida; Araneae; Theridiidae. Gene Ontology annotation, biological process: digestion; lipid catabolic process. Gene Ontology annotation, molecular function: enzyme activator activity. The record is from RefSeq and is a predicted model, not a curated record. Gene Ontology annotation, cellular component: extracellular region.
GUGGCAAUAAUCGCAGCCGAGAAUGCAGAGCCCAGAGGAAGGCCCGUAAAGAUGUGCCACGAGCAAAAGGACUGUGAUCCUGACCAAUGCUGUGUAGAAAAAAUGGGGGGUUACGGAUUUUGCCGCACAUUUAAAAGAGAAGGAGAAGAUUGCAAUAAGGGUGAUCUUAAUCUCAAAGGAAGAUAUAUUCGACGAUGUCCAUGUGCUAAAGGUUUGAGAUGUGUUCCCCAUGUAAUAGAACAAACUAAUGAAGGUGAAGUAAGAAAAUAUUACAAAUGUGUAGCAGAUGACAACACCUUCUACAGAACCUGAAGUUACAUCUGAAGUUGUAUAAGGAGGAAGACCAAGCAUUAAUUGUUGCACCAGAAGUCGUUAAUAGCUACAUAAAAAUACGAAGAGAUUUAAUUUAAAAUAUUUGUAACUGUUAUUUCUAAAAUAAAGCAUUACAAAAAGAAA